CGCGCCGCCGCCUCGCUGCCGCACAUCGCGCGGCCGCGCGCCGACGAGCCCGCCCGCCGCAGCCCCUGCCUGCUCGUGGCGCUGCGGCCGCGCAACGUGGAGGCCGAGCGGGAGCGCUUCUUCCGCGCGCGCUUCGCCUACGACCCGCAGUUCGAGUACGCGGAGCCGCUGCCGGGCGCCGUGCUCGACAAGUACCGCGCCGCCUCCGACCGCUUCGUGGCGCAGGCAAUUCGGAUCAUUCACGCUGUCCUGGAGAAGUACGGUACCUACGAGAGUUUUGAAGUUGCCACCGGAGGAAGGUUGCUGAGCAAAUGCCAAAUCUGGUCUGUUAUCCGAAAAUACAUGCAGAAGGAAGGCUGCGUGGGAGAGGUGGUGGUGCAACUCACCGACGACCUCCUGUCCCAGGCCGUGAUGAUGGUGGAGGACAGCCGGCCCACGCUGGCCAUCAACCUCUCCGGAGCCCGGCAGUACUGGCUGGAGGGGAUGCUGCGCCACGAGAUAGGUACCCACUACAUCCGUGGGGUUAACAACACCCACCAGCCCUGGCACAGCUCUGAGGGCCGCAAGCAGUACAGCCUAAAGCCUGCCAACCCCACCGAGGAGGGGCUGGCGAGCCUGCACAGCGUCCUCUUCCGCAAGCAGCCCUUCCUGUGGCGAGCAGCCCUGCUCUACUACACCAUCCACCAGGCCAGCCGCCUCUCCUUCUCUGCCCUCUUCCAGGACCUGGAGCAGUACGUCCAGGACGCUGGCGUGCGGUGGGAGUACUGCGUGCGCGCAAAGCGGGGCCAGACGGACACCUCUCAGCCCGGCUGUUUCAGUAAGGAUCAGGUGUACCUGGAUGGGAUUCUCCGGAUCCUGAGACAUCGUCAGACCAUUGACUUUCCAUUGCUGGCUGCACUUGGAAAGGUCUCUUACGAAGAUGUGAAUCGCCUGAAGAAAUUUGGGGUCUUGGAAAAGACGCGCAUCCCCCAUUUCAUGCAGGACCUGGAGCAGUACAUGAAGCAGCUGGACCACAUCGUCACCACCAACAGGCUGAAUGAGAAGGAGCUGGAGCAGCUGCUGCCGGACUGAGCGGCUCCUGGCCGCCAGACCCAGGCCUUGCUGGGCUCAGACUCUAUUUAUUUGGUAUUUAUUGAGGCUGUUGAGCCAGUCCUCGCCUGGAGGAGGCGGCACGGCUUAGGCCUCGGUCCCUUUCGCAGGGCAGGGGCCAACGUGCAUGUAACGCUGUGUAGGGUAGCUCGGCCGAGAAGGCCGCUGUGGUUGUUGUGGGUAGGCCUGCCCCUGACUGCCUGGUUCCUGUGUGUGCCGGGGCAGCCCAACUGCUCCGUGGCUGUGGAGGUUUAUUUCAGGAGAAAGCACGUUAAGACGGUUCAGAGGGAUGAGGGCAGAGCAGGGGAGCCGCACUGGACCCAGAGCGGGCACAGGAGGGCUGUGCAGGGCUGGGCACAGGAGGAAGAAGAUGGAGGAGCUUGGAGGAAGGCGGGGUGUUCCCUGCAGAGGCUCUGGCUGCAUUCGGGGCCAGGAGACAGGGGUAGCGAGCCUGCCAUGGAGCCGGGCUCGCCUGGCCCCGCGCGGGAGGCUCCCCCCUCACCCACGGCUCCAUCAUGCCCUCCCGCCUAUGCGUCCUCAUCCCCGCCGCUCCACC
This is a messenger RNA of Nothoprocta perdicaria, 1645 nucleotides long. It is a transcript of the gene MATCAP1, whose product is annotated as KIAA0895 like. The transcript has 6 exons. The annotation marks the transcript as partial. The record is from RefSeq and is a predicted model, not a curated record. NCBI's taxonomy places the organism in Eukaryota, Metazoa, Chordata, Aves, Tinamiformes, Tinamidae.